Molecule: messenger RNA, 4661 nt
Organism: Anopheles gambiae (African malaria mosquito)
Lineage: Eukaryota; Metazoa; Arthropoda; Insecta; Diptera; Culicidae
Product: eukaryotic translation initiation factor 5B
Exons: 8
Coding region: 434-4066 (1210 amino acids)
Molecular function (GO): GTPase activity; GTP binding; translation initiation factor activity
Source: RefSeq, a predicted model, not a curated record
UAUUUCUGGUCACUCUGAUCGCAGCUGAACCUUUGACAGCGAAUGUUUCGAGCGUCGUGGUUUGCAGACGAAUCCUUGUUGAUAGCAAUUUUCGUUCUUAUACAAUAUAUUUGUGCUUUAUAAACAACCGUUCUCAAUAAUUUAGCACGCACCAUAACGGUAUUGCGUGAAAGUAGUGAAUGGUCUGAGCGGGGGCUCUUGCACUGCCGAGUGAAAGGCACUGGCCAAGCCGGUGUCAAACAACGUGUCACAUUGCCGUGUGGAAGGAGUUAGGUGCAUCGUGCGUGUCGCUUAUUCGUGGCUGCUGUAGUUGGUGCGGUGAUCCUUAUUGUGAAUUUUUAGCACUCAACUUGUUGAAUCGAACCUGUCUCACGUUGGGUCCGUGACCGUAAAAACCUAGGUUAACUGAACUCUCGCGAACGUCUGCAGUACUAUGGGAAAGGCAAAGAAAGGGAAGAAGGAAGCAGCGGGUGCCGGUCUCGAGGACAAUGCCAGCGAUAACGAUGGAGUCCCACAGACGGAUAUAACGGAAGUAGAGGUGGAAAAUAGAAAGAAUGAUAAGAAAUCUAAAAAGGAAAAGAGAGCCAAGAAAGCGGCUGUGGAUAGCGACGAGGGUGAAGAUGAAGUAACCGAGGUAACGGAACCAGUCAAAAAGACGGCUGUAACGAAGAAGAAGGAAAAGCCAACGACUGAAACGGAGCCAACAGAAGCGAACGAUUCGGAUGAUGGUGGUAAAAGCAACAAGAUCAAGGAAGCGAAGAAGAAAAAGUCUGCUAAAUCUGGCCCCGUUGGAUUUUCCCUGCUUAUGAUGGACGACGACGAUGAUGAUGAUAAUGAUGAUGAUGACGGAAGGGAGGAAGAGGAGCACGAUCGCGAACAAGUGUCUCGCAAAAGCUCGAUCGAGGAAGAUGUUGGCCCUAAAGAAGGGGGCAAAGGAAAAAAGGGCAAGAAAGAAACUGCCACCAAGAUGGAGGAAGAAGAAACCGCACCAAAAGGUGGAAAGAAGAGCAAAAAGAAGAAGAAGAAGGACGAAGAAGACGAUGAUGAAAUCGAACGAAUGAUGGAGGAACUGGGAUUAGAGUAUUCUGGUCAGAAGCCUCCUGCUUCGGCGGAUAAUCCAGUUGCUUCGCAAGAUUUUCAGUCCACAGAGAAGCAGAGCAAGAAAAAAGAUAAGAAGAAGAAAAAGGACGAAGCAAAUGUUGAUACGGUAGGUGACGCAACUACGGACGGUCAACCGGAAGUGGAUGAAAGCGCACGUGGGAAAGUUACAACAGAAAAAAAGAAGGAAACAUCAAACGCUGCUAAAAAGGAGGAACCUGUUGCACCAGAGCAGGUUAGCGAGAAGCCGAGCAAGAAGAAAGGCAAAAAGACUGAUCCCCCGUCGACGGCACCGGCCGAGGAAGGAAAUGCUCCGUCCAAGAAGGGUGAGGCAUCAAAGGGAGGAUCAGCGAAAAAGCCUGAAGAGGAUACCCAAAGUGCGGAGGGAUCCGCCGAAACGAAAAAGAAAAAGCCCAAUAAAGCCGCUCUAGCCCUUAUGCAAGAGCGGCUCAAAGCUCUGCGUGAGGAGGAGGAAAGGUUACGUAAAGAGGAGGAAGAAAAACAAAAGCUGGAGGAGCAAGCGGAAGAGUUCCGAUUGGAGCAGUUGCGCCUAGAGCAGGAGAAGAAAGAAAAGAAAAAGCAAAAGGAGAAAGAGCGCAAGGAACGACUGAAGGCGGAGGGUAAGCUACUCACUGCGAAACAAAAGCAGAGUCGGGCACGUGCCCAGGCCAUGCUGGAGGCGCUUAAAGCACAGGGUAUUGGCAUUCCCGAGACCACUGGCGAACGUCGACCAAAACCUGGCUCACGCAUCCGUCCGAAGAAGAAUCAAGACGCAAAUAAGGAGGCAUCCGAUUCAAAGGAAACGACACCUACAGCUGAGGAGUUAAAGGCGAAGGAAGAAGAAAAAGCGAAGGAAAAGGAAGUGAAGGAAUCGUGGGAUGUGACGGACAGUGAAGGUGAGGAGGAAGAAGUUAAGAAGCCGGCUGGAAAACAGAAGACCGGUGUGGAAUUGUCACAGCAGCAAUCUGUAGAGUCCAAGGAAAGCCGUGGUUCCGACGACGAGGAAGACGACGAUGAGGAUGAGGAAGGAGAAGAUGGUUCCGAUGAAGACGAUGACGACAGCUCUGACGAUGAUGAUGAUUCGGAGGGAGGAGAUCAGCACCGAGAAGUUGAAAACAUCCGUCAGCGAGCUUUGGAUCGCAUUGCUAGCCGUACACAGGAUGCCGAAAAGAAAAAGACGCUCGACAAUUUGCGCGCCGCUGUAGUGUGUGUGCUGGGGCACGUAGAUACGGGAAAAACAAAAAUUUUGGAUAAACUCCGGCGCACGAAUGUGCAAGACGGCGAGGCUGGCGGUAUCACGCAACAGAUUGGUGCCACUAACGUGCCGUCCGAAAACAUCAAGGAGCAAACGAGAUUUGUGAAAGGCUUUCAGGAGCUGGAGUUCAAGCUGCCCGGUUUGCUGAUCAUCGAUACGCCCGGGCACGAAUCUUUCAGCAAUUUGCGCUCGCGCGGUUCAUCGUUGUGCGACAUUGCGAUCCUAGUGGUAGAUAUUAUGCACGGGCUGGAGCCGCAAACGAUAGAGUCGAUCAAUUUGCUCAAAUCAAAGCGCACGCCAUUCGUAGUGGCUCUGAAUAAGAUCGAUCGAUUGUAUGACUGGAACACGAUGCCCCGAAAGGACGUCCGUGACAUUCUGAAGGCGCAAGCAUCCAAUACGCAGCUAGAAUUCAAUCAACGCACGAAAGAAAUCAUCGUCCAGUUCGCGGAACAGGGUCUGAAUGCCGCUUUGUUCUAUGAAAAUCCGGAUCCAAAAACAUACGUUUCUCUCGUACCGACGAGCGCCAUCACGGGCGAAGGAAUGGGAAAUAUGCUGUUUUUGAUAGUGCAAUUCUGCCAGAAGCAGCUGGCCAAACGACUGAUGUACAGCGAGGAUCUGCAGGCGACCGUGCUAGAAGUGAAGGCGAUUCCCGGUCUCGGUACUACGAUCGAUGCUAUUUUGAUCAACGGAAAGCUACGCGAAGGAGAUACGAUGAUUUUAGCCGGUACGGAAGGCCCUAUCGUCACUCAAAUCAAAGCAUUGCUUAUGCCACAGCCUAUGAAGGAACUUCGCGUAAAGAAUGCGUACGUCGAGCACAAAGAGAUUAUGGCGGCACAGGGCGUAAAGAUAGCAGCGAAGGAGCUCGAAAAAGCUAUUGCCGGACUAAAUCUGCAGAUAGCACACAAACCUGAUGAGGUGGAAAUCUUUAGGGAAAUAGUGGCCCGUGACUUAAAAUCCGCUCUAAACAGCAUCAAGCUUAGCGAUAGGGGUGUGUACGUGCAAGCUUCAACACUUGGCUCGCUUGAGGCUUUGUUGGAGUUCUUAAGAACAUCUAAAAUUCCGUACUCUGGCAUUCGAAUUGGCCCAGUCGUUAAACGUGACGUUAUGAAAGCAUCGACCAUGUUGGAGCAUGAAAAUCAGUAUGCUACUAUAUUAGCUUUCGAUGUGAAGGUUGAGAGAGAUGCUCAAGAUCUGGCAGACAAUUUGGGUGUAAAAAUUUUCCAAGCGGAUAUCAUUUACCAUCUGUUUGACAAAUUCAUGGCCUAUCGUGAAGAAAUCAAGCAGCGCAAACGAGACGAAUUUAAAACCAUCGCUGUUUUCCCCUGCAAAUUAAAGAUUCUACCCCAGUGUGUGUUUAACAGUCGUGACCCAAUCGUGAUGGGUGUGAUGGUUGAGGCUGGUAUCGUCAAGGAAGGUACGCCAAUCACAGUGCCUAGCAAAGAGUUUACAGAUAUAGGCGUCGUGACGUCGAUCGAAGCUAACCAUAAACAAUUGGAAAGUGCUCGAAAAGGACAAGAAGUGUGCCUCAAAAUUGAACCCAUACCAGGCGAAACACCUAAAAUGUAUGGUCGUCAUUUCGAUGAAACAGACAUGCUAGUUAGUAAGAUUUCCCGUCAAAGCAUCGAUGCUUGUAAGGACUAUUUCCGGGAUGAUCUUUUAAAAUCCGACUGGACGCUUAUGGUGGAGCUGAAGAAGACCUUCCAAAUAUUGUAGAUUGUGUCUAUUCAUGUUGCCUUCAUUUAGAUAUUGUGUUUUUUUGUAUCAUUAUUUUUAUUUUCGGUAUCUUUUCUUCUUUUUCCUCGACUCACAAAGUACACACAAAAAGGAACCAUCCCAUUGUGAUGUUUCACAAAAUUAGUCAUGCCUUGCUCUAUCAAUGCUAGUCCGGCAAGUGCGAGUGUGUAUCAGAUAUAAUUUAAUAUCGGUUUUAAUGUACUACACAUUUGAGUUUCCAUGUUUCACAGCUUUUAGUUUUCAUGUUUCUAAUUAUAAAGUUCCAUUGCCUGUUGCGAAAACGUUUCCCUGCCACCGUCGCGUAUUGACGCGAAAUUGUAAUAGUUUCCUUCCUAGAAUUGAGUGCAAUUGUUUCGAAACGUGUUUCAAACUGCCCGUAGGUGUGAUGUGUAAUUUCAUGAUAUGCCAAAACUGAUGUUUAAUAUUUUGGAACAAAAUUGAACCGAUACGCAAAUAUUGUCAUUGAUACAGAAGGCAGCAAUGUAUUGAAAAGCACAUGCUCAUGCUAGGUCGAUUUGAAGAGAUACAGUAUCGUCUUGUUUGCAAACAUAGAUUCGUAAAAAUGUACAAUUGA